Molecule: messenger RNA, 10915 nt
Organism: Bombina bombina (fire-bellied toad)
Lineage: Eukaryota; Metazoa; Chordata; Amphibia; Anura; Bombinatoridae
Gene: LRP6
Product: LDL receptor related protein 6
Exons: 23
Coding region: 259-5094 (1611 amino acids)
Biological process (GO): chemical synaptic transmission; receptor-mediated endocytosis involved in cholesterol transport; canonical Wnt signaling pathway
Molecular function (GO): Wnt-protein binding; Wnt receptor activity
Source: RefSeq, a predicted model, not a curated record
UCUACCGCACAGUUAACGUUUUUUGUGUUUUUAUCAGUUUAUAUGCAUGAUUUUCGGUAUAGCUUUUAAUAGAUGCACUGCAAUAUCACUCCGCGUUAGGAGCAGGAGGAGGAGAGAAGCUGUAGCGGGUUCACAAGAAGCAUGGAGGGGCCGGAAUGGGGCUGCCAGGACCCUGAGCCUGUGGAUUAUUGACGGAGCCAAGUUCCCCCUCCCUCCUCCCGUAGCGGAAUGUCUGGGCCCCGCCGGUAACACGAAGAGAUGGGAGCCGUACUGAAGAGUCUGUUGGUGUGCAGCCUGAGCUGCCUCCUGAGGGCAUCUCCAUUACUGCUGUAUGCCAAUCGCCGAGAUUUGAGACUGGUUGAUACUGCCGGCAUGAAGGGGAAUUCCACUGUAGUGGUCAGCGGCUUAGAAGAUGCAGCUGCUGUUGACUUUGUAUUUUUCCGAGGUUUAAUAUAUUGGAGUGAUGUAAGUGAGGAAGCCAUCAAAAGGAUAUAUUUUAACAAGACUGGGAGUACUCAGGACAUUGUAAUAGCGGGUUUGGUUUCACCAGAUGGACUGGCAUGUGAUUGGCUAGGAGAGAAACUGUACUGGACAGAUUCUGAAACAAAUAGGAUUGAGGUUUCUAAUCUGGAUGGGACAUUGCGGAAAGUGGUAUUCUGGCAAGAGCUGGAUCAGCCUCGAGCAAUUGCACUGGAUCCUGCCAGAGGGUAUAUGUAUUGGACGGACUGGGGUGAGGUACCAAAGAUUGAACGAGCUGGUAUGGAUGGAUCAUUGCGGUCGAUUAUUGUGGAAUCUGACCUUUACUGGCCAAAUGGACUAACUUUGGAUUAUGAGGAGCAGAAACUUUACUGGGCUGAUGCAAAGUUGAGCUUCAUUCACAAAUCCAACUUGGAUGGUUCUCUUCGACAGACUGUUGUGAGAGACUCUCUUCCUCAUCCCUUCGCUUUGACUUUGUUUGGGGACACAAUCUACUGGACUGACUGGAAUACGCACUCUAUUCUUGCAUGCAACAAAUACACAGGAGAGGAUCGUCGAGAAGUUGACUCAAAUAUCUUCUCUCCCAUGGACAUUCAUGUGUUCAGCCAGCUGAGGCAGCCAAAUGCCACCAAUCCCUGUGCUGUAAGAAAUGGAGGAUGCUCUCAUUUGUGCCUGAUGUCUCCUUUGAAACCAUUUUAUCAGUGUGCCUGUCCCACUGGCGUGCGUCUCUUGGAUGAUGGAAAGAACUGCAAGGAUGGAGCGACAGAGUUGCUGCUCCUUGCUCGACGAACAGAUCUGAGGCGAAUAUCCCUGGACACACCAGACUUCACAGAUAUUGUCUUACCUUUGGAUGAUAUCCGCCAUGCUAUUGCUAUAGACUAUGACCCUGUGGAAGGCUACAUUUAUUGGACAGAUGACGAGGUGCGAGCAAUUAGACGCACUUUGAUAGAUGGCACAUCUAGCCAAUUUAUUGUUACUUCUCAAGUUUCCCAUCCUGAUGGAAUUGCUGUAGACUGGGUGGCCCGGAAUUUAUACUGGACAGACACAGGCACAGACCGUAUUGAGGUAACACGGUUAAAUGGAACCAUGCGUAAAAUUCUUAUUUCAGAGGACCUAGAUGAACCAAGAGCAAUUGUUCUGGAUCCUAUGAAUGGGUAUAUGUAUUGGACUGACUGGGGGGAAAUACCUAAAAUAGAGCGAGCAGCAAUGGAUGGCUCUGACAGAGUGAUUCUCGUGAAUACUUCUCUUGGUUGGCCAAAUGGUUUAGCCCUAGAUUAUACAGAAGGCAAGAUCUACUGGGGAGAUGCCAAAACAGACAAAAUUGAGGUCAUGACAACGGAAGGAGCUGGCAGAAGAGUACUAGUGGAAGACAAACUGCCUCAUAUAUUUGGUUUCACGUUGCUUGGUGAUUAUGUGUACUGGACAGAUUGGCAAAGACGUAGCAUUGAGAGAGUCCACAAACGCACAGCUGAGCGGGAGGUUAUUAUAGACCAACUUCCUGAUUUGAUGGGAUUAAAGGCUACCAAUAUUCAUGUCCUUUCAGGGACCAAUGCAUGUGCUGAUAACAAUGCAGGCUGCAGUCACCUUUGUCUUUACCGGCCACAGGGGCCACGUUGUGCUUGCCCUAUUGGCUUGGAGUUAAUCAAUGAUAUGAAGACCUGCAUUGUUCCUGAGGCCUUCCUCCUCUUCUCUCGCAGAGCCGAUAUCCGUCGCAUCUCUUUGGAAACCAACAAUAACAAUGUUGCUAUCCCUUUAACUGGAGUGAAGGAGGCAUCUGCACUAGAUUUUGAUGUAACCGAUAACAGGAUCUACUGGACAGACAUUAGUCUAAAGACCAUAAGCAGAGCAUUUAUGAAUGGCAGUGCCCUGGAACAUGUUGUGCAGUUUGGCUUGGAUUAUCCAGAGGGAAUGGCAGUGGAUUGGUUGGGAAAAAAUCUCUACUGGGCAGAUACUGGAACCAAUCGGAUUGAAGUGUCAAAGCUGGAUGGACAACACAGACAGGUUCUUGUGUGGAAAGAUCUAGACAGCCCACGUGCCCUUGCUCUUGAUCCAGCAGAGGGAUUUAUGUACUGGACUGAAUGGGGUGGGAAGCCCAAAAUAGACAGAGCAGCCAUGGAUGGAUCUGAGCGCAGCACAUUGGUGCCCAAUGUAGGACGUGCCAAUGGGCUGACAAUAGAUUACGCUGAGAGGAGGCUUUACUGGACAGAUCUGGACACCAACCUCAUUGAGUCCUCAAACAUGCUAGGACUGGACCGUGAGGUGAUAGCAGAUGACCUGCCACACCCCUUUGGUUUGACUCAGUACCAAGACUAUAUAUAUUGGACAGACUGGAGCCGGCGUAGUAUUGAAAGAGCAAACAAGACAAGUGGGCAGAACCGAACCAUUAUACAGGGUCAUCUGGAUUAUGUAAUGGACAUUCUGGUAUUUCACUCUUCCCGGCAGGCCGGGUGGAAUGAAUGUGCUUCUAGCAAUGGACACUGCUCGCACCUCUGCUUGGCCAUGCCUGUGAAUGGCUAUACCUGUGGAUGUCCUGUUCAUUAUUCCUUGAACGCAGACAACAAAACAUGUAGUGCUCCCAGUUCUUUCCUGCUUUUUAGCCAGAAGAAUGCCAUAAAUCGCAUGGUGAUAGAUGAAUUGCAGAGUCCAGACAUUAUCCUCCCUAUUCAUAAUCUGCGCAAUGUCCGCUCUAUAGACUAUGAUCCACUAGAGAAGCACCUUUAUUGGAUUGACUCACGGCAAAAUAUACGCAGAGCCUUGGAGGAUGGUAGCCAGAGCAUGACUGUGGUAGCAAACACAAUUCCUAACCAGAACAUGGACAUGCAGCCAUAUGACAUGAGUAUCGAUAUCUAUAGCCGUUUUAUCUACUGGACCUGUGAGGCCACCAAUGUUAUUAAUGUCACACGCCUUGAUGGGAGGGCCAUCGGAGUGGUACUAAAGGGUGAACAAGAUCGUCCAAGGGCUAUUCUGGUGAAUCCUGAACGAGGAUAUAUGUAUUUUACCAAUCUGCAAGAACGCUCAGCAAAAAUAGAAAGAGCUGCUCUAGAUGGCACCGAACGGGAGGUUCUCUUUUUCACGGGCCUGAGCAAACCUAUUGCCCUUGCACUGGACAACAAAAUGGGGAAACUUUUCUGGGCUGAUUCAGACCUGCGGCGAAUAGAGAGCAGUGACUUAUCUGGUGCCAACCGUAUUGUUCUUGAAGAUUCCAAUGUGCUGCAACCAGUUGGACUAACAAUUUUUGGAGAUCACCUGUACUGGAUAGACCGCCAGCAGCAGAUGAUUGAACGUAUUGAAAAGACAGGUCGGGAGGGACGCACUAAAAUCCAAGCUCGCAUACCACUCCUAACAGAUAUACAUGCUGUAACUGAGCUGGGAAUGCAGGAGUACAAAGAACACCCUUGUUCUCAGGAUAACGGAGGAUGCUCUCACAUCUGCAUAGUGAAAGGGGAUGGAACCACUCGCUGCUCAUGUCCCGUGCACCUAGUCCUUCUCCAGGAUGAGUUGUCUUGCGGAGAACCACCCACCUGUUCCCCUUCACAAUUCACUUGUUUCACUGGAGAAGUAGACUGUAUACCUGGGGACUGGCGAUGUGAUGGGUUUACGGAGUGUGAAGAUCAGAGUGAUGAACAGAAUUGCCCAAUGUGCUCAGACACACAGUACCAAUGUGCCAGCGGACAGUGCAUCGAUGCGCCUUUACUUUGUAAUGGAGAGGCCAAUUGCCAAGACAAGUCUGAUGAAAAGAACUGCAACGUGCUCUGUUCUCCGGACCAGUUUCAUUGUGGCAGUGGACAGUGCAUUGGGAAACACAGACGCUGUGACCAAAAUCUAGACUGCAGUGAUCGUUCUGAUGAGCUGGGCUGCCACCCAACAGAAGAGCCACCACCUCCAUCAACAAAUACAAUUGGUUCCAUCAUUGGUGUAAUACUCACAGUAUUUGUGGUGGGGGGAGUUUAUUUUAUGUGCCAGCGUGUCCUUUGUCCUCGUAUGAAAGGAGAUGGCGAAACCAUGGCUAAUGACUAUGUGGUGCAUGGACCAGCUUCUGUCCCUCUUGGAUAUGUACCUCAUCCAAGCUCUCUUUCUGGGUCUCUUCCUGGUAUGUCUCGUGGAAAAUCUGUAAUCAGCUCUUUGAGCAUUAUGGGUGGUAGCAGCGGACCCCCUUAUGAUCGAGCUCAUGUGACUGGUGCAUCUUCCAGCAGCUCCUCCAGUACCAAAGGAACUUACUUCCCCCCUAUUUUAAACCCACCUCCCUCACCAGCCACUGAGCGUUCACAUUACACCAUGGAAUUUGGAUAUUCCUCUAACAGCCCCUCAACGCACAGAUCCUACAGCUACAGACCUUACAGCUACAGACAUUUUGCACCUCCAACUACUCCCUGCAGCACAGAUGUGUGUGACAGCGAUUAUACACCAAGCCACCGUCUCACCUCUGUAACAGCCAAGGGUUACACCAGUGAUCUGAACUAUGACUCUGAACCUGUCCCGCCACCCCCAACUCCACGCAGUCAAUACUUGUCCGCAGAGGAAAACUACGAGAGCUGCCCUCCUUCUCCUUAUACAGAACGCAGCUAUUCACACCAUCUUUAUCCUCCUCCUCCCUCUCCUUGCACAGACUCUUCCUGAGACCUAUCCAUUUGUAAUUAUUGAACUCUGCCCUCUCUGCGAGGUUUGGCUUCUUGAGAGGACUAUCCAUUCACAGCACUCUUAAUGUUAAGAAAUGUCCAACUCUAGAGGAGGGUUGGAGGGUCUCAGAUCAUGGACAUUUUGUACAGAGAUGAAAAAAAGGAUAUUUAUAUAUUUUCUUAACUUUUCCUUAUCCCUUUCCAACUUGUGCCAUAAUUAAAUAAACCCUCCAAAAUCAAGACACAUACAGUAAAUUCAAAGCUUUUCUAUAAAAGGAAGGAUUCCUGCAACAUAUAGACAAUAAUUUGUACAAAUAUAUAUUAUAAAUAUAUAUAUAAAUAUAAAUAUCUAUUUUUGCAAACUAAACACACAAAAUGCCUUAAAUCAAAUGGAGAGGCUGAUGAAGAGGUCUUAAUACCAAAAAUCUAAAUGAUUGAAGACAGGAAAGCUAUUGAGAUACACUGAGUGAAAUCCAAUGAUGGACCUGGAACACCCUUCACUGAGGGAGCAAUGACCCCCUGUCAAAAGUGCAACCAUGCAGUGACACUAAUAUGGAUAAAUAUAUCUGUGACAUGGUGAAUUCAAAGCUUCCAUGCAUUUUAUACAUUUAUAAAGAAGUUUUAUUUUAAUUUGUCACUGGGUGCAGCUGGUAUUUGUAGGGUUACAAAAUAUAAAGGAAAUUGAGCAAUGAUUCUAUAACUCUGUAUAGACUUAAAUUUUGUGAGAGCUCAUUGGAAUGAAACCUCAUUUCAGACAGUCCUUGGUUACAUUUUUGGACCUACUUUAUGAUCUUGUCUCACUUCGGCCCAACUGAUUUAGAUUGUCUAGUCUAUAUAGUUAUAGUUUGACUGUUUGAUCCCUAUGUAUUUGGCAUUCUAGAGUGCACCCAAAAUGUAAUAUUUAUUUAUUUUUCAUAAACGUAAUUGUUUUAACUUCAUUUUAAUUUAUAUAUGCAUUUUAAGCUCCUUUAAGUUUGCUUGUAUCAACAAGAGCCAAAUUAUGUGCAAGCCCGUUUUUAAUGAAGCUACACCUCAUUGCAACAGUCAGUAGUUCUAUUUUAAAUGCCACUAACUACACAGCGCACAUUGAAAAAUACCACUAUCCUUCCUUGGAAGGAGACCAAGGAAUUGUGGGGAAAAUGAGUGCUCCUGUUAACAUUUACAUGUGUUCACCAAAGUAGCAUUUUAAUGUGUUUUAAACAUAUUGCUGUCAGAUUUGUCAAAGGCUUUUCUCCGACAACAGAAUGGUUAAAUAUUUUUUGUGAACUUGCAAAUGUUUUUUAUACCGCAUAUGAUGUAGAUACAUAUUCUAUUUAUAAACACUGUGUAACAUUUUAAUACUCUUGUUUAUGAAUCUUAUAUCCUUGCAGUAUGUUUUGCAAAAAGUGGUUAUUAUAUCAUUAUACAUUUUAGUAAGGUACAUUCUGUGUCUGCAUUGGGUUUUCUGGUGGUAUCUACCUAACUCUUAAGUAGGACAAAUGCCACUUGAAAGCUUGUCUUGCUUAUCCAUAAGUAAACCUAAUUGCUUAUUUUUCUCAGGGUGCAACCCCCCCCUAUUCAUAUAGUUGUAGUUCAUUUAACAGCUUUAUUUCCCAUGUAACAUUAGGCAACUAUACACAUGGAAUUGCAUUACUUGUUCCACACCACACAGGUUUCUUAAUGUUUUUUUUUUGUUUUGUUUUUUUUUGUUCAGCCACCAAUUUUUCUGUCAUCCUCUGUUGUAUACAAAAAUUACAAAUGACUAUGAAACUGUACCUUAACCACUAAACUCCACUGUGCCAGAUGGAGGCGCACUGUUAUAUAGGGACAUUAGUUAUUUGAUCUUAGAAAGCUCUUAAUUUUACAUCGAGGCAACUAACAUCCAUUUUUUUUUUUUAUUUUUUUUUAUUUUUUAUUAUUAUUAUGAGGAAUACAUGACCAUCCUCUAUAACACACAAUUCUUAUUAGCAGGUUUCCCCCCCUUUUCCUGUUUGCAGACCUGUAAUCUGUGAGAUCUUUCUCUCUUUCUUUCUUUCUUUUCCUCCUUUUUUUUUCCUCCCUCUUUUUUUUCCUCCCUCUUUUUUUUCUCCCUCUUUUUUUUCCUCCCUUUUUUUUUCCUCCCUCUUUUUUUUCCUCCCUCUUUCCGCUCUCUAUCUCUCUCUCAUAUAAUUUUUUUUAGGGGUUUAAUAUUUGCUUCCCCAUUUCCCUUUCUAUCGACUGGUAAACUGAUCUGGCACCUGUUUUUUUGCUGUCUCACAAGUUCACACCCUGCAUCUAGGAUAUUUAUUAAGCUAUAGAUGUGACAUGCAAGUUUGGAUACUUUAACCACAAUGAUUAUCCAGUAAAUCCAAUAGAAAGAGUUCUUGCUUGUGACCUUAGUAUAUUGAAUACAACAGAAAUGUAAAUAGGCAACAUUCAGCAGUAUACAUGUUCACUGGCUCUUUUAAUGGAUAUUGUGAAAAAAAUGCUCUGAACCCCUCUCCCCUUGCAUUCAACCAAGGUUAAGAUAUUUUAGCCUUUUCUGAAAUCUUGAAAUACUAUUAGGUUACACAGGUACCCUACAAUUUCUUUUUGGUCACUAAUGGUUAUGAUAAUAUUCACUGUAAUAGUCUAUUAUUUGGGUAGAAGAAUUCUACACAUGAAAGUGAUCACAUUAUGGACUACUCAAGUUGAGUUUUCUGUAUUGUAUCUCUCUUUUUUUUUUAGUAUUUAGCAAAAUUGUAGAGAUUCAGUCUUAAAGAUUGAAAUUAAACUGAGCUAAAGCCAGGGUGGGGCUAUCAUUGGUGCAGCAGGUGCUGUGUCACCAGGGUCCAAGUACUGGGGGGGCCCACAGCAGCUAGUAUAUACAUAGAUGUGUCGCUUUGUGGUCAUUAUCUGUAUAUAGAUACUCGCACAUUUACAUCAUUAUACAGUGCAGUGUUCAAUAUUACUGUUUUAAAUAUAUUAUUACUCAAAAUCAUUAUACAGAGAAGAAUGUAUAUUACUGAGUUACCUUUGUGGAAGGGGCAAAAGCAUACGGGCCUUCUGUUGAGUAGGUCUGCUACUGAGCUAAAGUGUAAACCUGAUCUGCAUGUAUCAAUGCAAAAAAGAAGAAAAAUAAUCAGCUGUAUUUACUUUUUCUAGUAUGGUGAGACGGUUUUCUAAAUAAAGGGGAUACAAUACUCAGAUUUUCUGGUCAUGUCUAUAAAAGACCUGCAUUUAAACAUGUUAAAAUAACUUUUAGGUAUCUAUUGCUCACUGGCUAAUACUGAAAACUCCUAUUGGGAAAUAAAUAAGUUGGUUUAACAGACGAGGAUCAAUUUUCCAUAACACACAGCACUGUAUUAUAGUAAUUUUAUAGUUAUACAGAUCAGUUUUGAGCAUAAGAAUACCCCAUGCUUAUGUCUCAGAUAUCAAAUGAGAAGGAAACUUGGGACAUGUUAAAUAACGCUACCUUUCUCAUUACAGACUGGCUUUUUUAUUUUAAAAAGAAAGCACUGUGGAUGGUUUAUUUUUAUGGGAUUUUUAUGUUUUGAAGUGUUAACUUAUUUUUAUUUGCUCAUAUUAAAUAUAUCAUUUUUAAAGAAUUACUGCUCUAACACUAACAAGGUCUAGGGUUAAGUACUCGUUUUAGUGGCAAUUUCAUCAUGUUUAUUUUUGUUAGGUACAGGCAAGCCCCCAGGUUACGAACAAGAUAGGUUCUGUAGGUUUGUUCUUAAAGGGACAGUUUUGUCAAAAAUAAACUUUCAUGAUUCAGAGAUAGAAUGUAAUUUUAAACAGUUUUCCAAUUUACUUUUAUAUCCAAUUUUGCUUUGUUCUUUUGGUAUUCUUAGUUGAAAGCUAAACCUAAGAGGUUCAUAUGCUAAUCUCUAAGCCCUUGAAGGCUGCCUCUUCUCUCAGCGGUUUUUGACAGUUUUUCACCACUAGAGGGCGUUAGUUCAAGUUUGUCAUAUAGAUAACACUGUGCUCACGCACGUGGAAUUCCAGUGAGCCAGCUCUGAUUGGCUAAAAUGGAUGUCUGUCAAAAGAACUGAAAUAAGGGGGCAGUUUGUAGAGGCUUAGGUACAAGGUAAUCACAGGGGUAAAAAGUGUAUUUAUAAAACUGUGUUGGUUAUGCAAAACUAGGGAAUGGGUAAUAAAGGGAUCAUCUAUCUUUUCAAACAAUAAAAAUUCUGGUGUAGACUGUCCCUUUAAGUUGAAUUUGUAUGUAAGUUGGAACAGGCACCUUUUUGUAGGUGAAACUCAAGGCAAACAUUUUUUUUUAGUUUUGGAUAGCAUAGGGAAAAGUUUUUGUUUUUUUUUGGUUUUUUUUUAUAUAUCUUUGCCCCUGUUCAGAAAAUUUCAUCACUUUCUGUCCUUGUGUGACAAUUGGACUUUUAGUAUUUUGGCUUAUCCUGGAAAGGAUUGGUGAUAAAGCUCUAUUUUCUCCGUUUGUAAGUUAGAGUUUUAUUUAAAUCGGAUAUCUGUAACCCGGGGACUGCCUGUAUUCCCUUUCUGUAAUAUCAACAGCUUUAAUGUAACUUUAGUUCACACCAAAGAAAGUUGCAACAGCUUUCAUAUCCAUGAUAGAAAAGUUUUGGGCUUCAUGUCUGAAAAGCUACAGAUAAUAUGUAGCUUGCUACCUUUUAUUAGCAAAAAAGUACUGGCCAUUUUAAUUUUGUAAAAUUAUUCGCUAUCAUCCAUAAAUAAAUCUUACAAGAUUGAAUAAAAAUAACCAUUGUGAGACCUGCUCCAGCUAUAUACCUUUUUUUCCGUGUUCCUUAUUUCAUAUAUUGGCUUUAACCCUUAGAUAUUGGGUGGCAAAUAUGGAUAUUUUUAUUUUUCAAACUUUUGAAAAACUGCAGGCUAAUAUUCCCCCCACACACACACAGACACACUAUAUUGGUAUUUUACAUCAUAAGACUCAGUUGCAAAAUAGGCAUUUUCAUCCGUAUGUAGCAGUUUGUGUUUUUUACUUGCUAAUGCUGGCGGAAUGCUUAGCUCCUGGCUUGUGGUAACUUUUACAGUAGAGGGGAAACCAACACAUUCUCUGCAGAGCAUUCUUUUUAAUCAUAAAUCUAUAGCGAUUGCAAUUUGUACUAAUAGUAUUUGGGCUGAAAGCUUUACAUACUGAAAUGUCAUCUAAUUGUGUAUGGUUAGCAGACAAAAAGAAUUAGAACAUUUAAAUUUAGAUCACCUCAUUAACUACUUGUAUUGGUAACACAACCACAUUAUUUCAAGUUCAUCUACACUUUUGAAAUGUUGAGUUUCUAUACAGAAUAAUACCUCUUCCAUCCUUAUACAUGCUAUACACUUUAUUGCAGUAUUCACUUGCAGAAUAAGCUGUUUGAUGUCUCUAGUCACUGCAAUGUGUAUUAUAAGUAAAUUGGAAAAAUAUAACUACAAAUGAUUUGCUCCAAUCGUGACAUUUUGAUUUGGUUUAAAUUGUUCAUAGACUUUGUAAGAGUCACUGCCUAGGUCUUAAGUUUAGCUUUACAGAAAACUUCAAUGAGUAGAGGGGAUUGCACCAAAUUUUAUUAUAACCUCUAAGUGAAGGACUAUCUCUGUUUUAUAUUUAGCUUGGCUUAACUGCUCAUUUGUCCCGUUUUAUUUUGUUUUUGUUUGUUUUUUCCUCCUCCUGCCGCUGGUACUACAGAUCUGCACAAGGAUGUAUUAUGCUACUGACCAACAUUUGGUCAUUUCACAGCCACUUGUUCGCUUUUUUCUUUUUGUUUUGUAAAAUAAGUGCUUUACUUUGUAAGCUGUGUAUAAUUAAAAAAAAAAAAAUCAAAAUUACCUUGUAAAAAAAGUUUCAUUAUUACUAUAAGCUGAAUUGUAACAAAAGAAAUUUGAUUUUUAUAAUAAAACAAAAAUGUAAAAUCUGA